Molecule: messenger RNA, 1146 nt
Organism: Rubroshorea leprosula
Lineage: Eukaryota; Viridiplantae; Streptophyta; Magnoliopsida; Malvales; Dipterocarpaceae
Source: the annotation of a GenBank genome assembly
AAGUUAAUAAUAUUCAAAAUUUUCCAGCAAGUUUUGCUCUUGAUUGUGUGAUGCAAUCUUGGUUCUGUGAUGCAACUAACCUUAGGUGUGAUGCUUAAGGGUAUGCCUAAAGAAACCUAGGUGUGACUCCUAGUCUUUUUCUAUCCUUCUCGUUGUUUGUUUUCUAUUUCUUCCUCUUUCCUAUCCUAAACAGACCCUAUUGUACUGUUCACGCAUACUAUUCACAGUAUAUAUUUGCCUAAACAGCCUCAAAAUCCCCAACCCACCAUACCCCUAACCUGUCCCGCAUCAGUGGCUGAGUAUAUGCAGAAUUUUGAUGAGCUAAAGAUCUGCAGUCAAGUUGUGGAAGAUGCCUCACAAGCUGCCUCUUGGUUUAGAGCUGGUCUAAGAGCUGAUAUCAAAAAUGAAUUACUUAGACAGCCUAUUUAUAGUGUUGAAGAUGUAUCCCAAGCAGCACUUAAUGCAGAAGAAUAUAUAAACAACCAGAAUAGUAAGAAAAAUCGGCUCCAAAUAGGGGAGGUAGUAGCAAAAAAGAAUUCUGAUGAAUAUUCAGAGGCUUUACAGUGUGGGGAAGAUGGACAUAUGGCCCAUCAAUGUCAAAGAAGAAACAAUCUGCAUAUGGGAAAAGCACAAGAUGAUGAAAAACAGCAAGUUGAAGAUACUAAAGAAAAUUCCUAUGAUUUUGGAGUUUAUAUGCCUGAUGAUCUUGAAGAUGAUGAAGAUAAUUCCCAUUUAUCUUUUGUUAGGUGCAUCUUAACAGCCCCUAAGACAAGAAGAGCUGGAGUCACUACCACUGAAUUACCUUGCAGCUACAAGAUUGCCACUUCAGCACUUCAAAACUCGAGGUCGAGUUUUCUCCAACAAGGGGAGAAUGAUGAGGAACAAGAAGAAGCUAUUCAAUAGUUAUUUAGAUUAUUUGGAAUUCUUAAGUAAUUAUUUUUAUUCAAGUGUAAUUAUCAUUAGUUUUCUACUUUUAUUAGGAUUUGGUCUUUUAUCAAAAGUCUUAAGUCCUAGUUAAAUUAGAAAUUUUAAAUUUCAAGUUAUAGACUAAUUAGAAUAGGAGUUCUGGUAAGAGUCUUAGUAGUUUCUAUAUAAAUAUGCAUGUAGUUUCUUUCAUUAUUAAGUUAAUAAUAUUCAAAAUUUUCC